ACCUACCCAUCGCUCCAUCGAACUACCGCAGCGUAUCUCACUCGACCAUGUCGUACGAAUCGACAAUAACGUUCACGCUUGACACCAUCUGCCCCUGGACAUACCUAGGCUAUCUCCGCCUCAAGAAGGCCCUCUCGGAAUACUCAUCACCCAAAGUCACAUUUACCCUCCGCUUUGCUCCGUACCAGCUCUACCCGGACUUCAGCAAAGAUGGCGAGGAUAAACAUGCGUGGUAUAAGCGCGAGAAGUAUAACAAUGACGAGCAGAAGAUGAAGCUGUAUACGCAGUAUAUGGGCGAGUUGGGCAAACAAGAAGGCGUGGAAUUCGACUUCCACGGCGUCAUCGCAAACACGCUGGAUGCGCACCGCGUACUCUUUUCUACCCAAGAAUCGAAAGGGCCAGAGGCCGCACAAAAAGCUGUAGAAUCACUCUAUGCUCAGUACUUUACGGAACAGGCGCAUCCGAGUGCGAAGGAUACGCUUACAAAGGCGUGUACCGCUGCGGGGUUAAGCGAGGAUGAGGCGAAGAGUUUGGUGGAGGAUGAGAGCGAGGGGCUGAUGGAUGUCAAGAUGGCGAUUAGAGAGCAGACGGGGAAUGGAGUCGACAGUGUGCCGUAUGUGGUAUUUGAGGGGCGGAGGAGGGAUUUUACACUCGUGGGGGCGAAGGAGGUGAAGGAGUAUGUCAAGACUAUGGAACAAGUUGGGAAGGAGGCGUAGGGGUGGGAAGGGGGAUAAGAGGAGCUAGUGUGGUAAUGACGCUGCGUGGGGCACUUGGGGAGAUGAAAAGGUAGGGAGGUUCGAGGCUGGGGUCUCUGAGUGGUAUUCAACAGCUUAAAGGAUUCUAGCCAGGGGAGAGGAUAUUUCUAGGAGUGUAUGCUGGAACAUAAUCGGUCGCCACCCGCCGUGAGGCCGAAUGAAUGAGAAAUAAGAUCGUGGAAAUCGCGCAGUCGAUGUUGUAAAAUAG
Molecule: messenger RNA, 963 nt
Organism: Trematosphaeria pertusa
Lineage: Eukaryota; Fungi; Ascomycota; Dothideomycetes; Pleosporales; Trematosphaeriaceae
Product: thioredoxin-like protein
Exons: 2
Coding region: 48-716 (222 amino acids)
Molecular function (GO): oxidoreductase activity
Source: RefSeq, a predicted model, not a curated record